Molecule: messenger RNA, 1161 nt
Organism: Sclerotinia trifoliorum
Lineage: Eukaryota; Fungi; Ascomycota; Leotiomycetes; Helotiales; Sclerotiniaceae
Source: the annotation of a GenBank genome assembly
AUGGAAGGAAAAUUGACGGUAUACAAACCCUUUGAUGGGAGUACCAUAGAAGAGUUUGAGGCGCACGUUCCCAAAAAAGAAGAUUUCUUGUUAUGUAAGAACUGUGGAUGGAGUGCCGACGAUGCUCUACACUCUGCUUAUGCAAGUCAUGUUAGAUGUAAAACCAACAGCAAUAGAGGUUUAUGGUUCAUCGGCGAUAAAUAUGUUUUGAAGGAAAAACCUAUUCACAAUUAUGGAAUGGAAGACUAUUGGGGUGCUGAGUACGCAAUGGCCAAAUUCUUGAGCGAGAAUACAACUGUACCUGUACCCAAAGUCAUAAGUUACUGGAAGGAUAGUACAAGUCAUUUCAUGUUGAUGGAAAGGAUCCCAGGUGAGACUCUUCAGGCAGCUUUGGAUAAACAGCACAUUGAUGAUAGCCAGCUUGAGACCAUCUUGAAAGAAGUGGUCGAAUAUCUUGUGCAGAUACGCAAAUUUACUUCGAUGACAUUGGAAGAUCCAGAUGGUUCACCUAUAAGAGACUAUCUUUUAGGCGCUGAGUUCCAAAGGGUACUCUUCGUGACGGAAGAUAUUGACGAAUGGUGGGCUCGUACUGCAUCCCGAAUAGAAUCCGGGAAAUCAGAGGAAUGGAAGAAGGAUUUUAAGGAACGAUAUCCUGUGAAAGGGGGACCCUACGUGCUCACGCAUGGCGACUUGAAUCCGAGUAACAUUAUGGUCAAAGAUGGCCAUGUUUCCGGUCUCAUCGAUUGGGAACGUGGUGGUUAUCUUCCUGAAUGGUGGGAGGCCGUAACAACUCGCGAAGCAGGAUACACAGGUACUGCGCUGGUUAGAGAGAUGGAACAACAAAUUGGGCCAUUUCCAGUCGAAAUGAAAAAGUUUAAGGAUGAGUAUUCCUGCUAUGUUAAGCGUUUCCCUCGGGUGGAGGUUGUCCCUUGCCCUGAGUUUGAUAGAUGGAGUUAUAUGGUAUGUCCCAACUUUCGUCGAUAUUACGAAGAAGUCGCAGUCGGGUAUGAAAGGACGCUUUGGGGACGAGAGAUACGUGAGCAAGAGGCAAAAGAAGCGGCUGAAGAAGCGGCUAAACAAGAUGCUGAAGAAGCUGAGGCUUUCAAGGCUUUCAAAGCUCUAAGUUUGGAGGAAAGGGAAAAGUUAAAGAACAAGGAUUAG